This is a messenger RNA of Drosophila arizonae, 2189 nucleotides long. Its product is annotated as odorant receptor 46a. Gene Ontology annotation, cellular component: plasma membrane. NCBI's taxonomy places the organism in Eukaryota, Metazoa, Arthropoda, Insecta, Diptera, Drosophilidae. Gene Ontology annotation, biological process: detection of chemical stimulus involved in sensory perception of smell; sensory perception of smell. Gene Ontology annotation, molecular function: olfactory receptor activity; odorant binding. The record is from RefSeq and is a predicted model, not a curated record.
AUGAAUGAGGUGAUCAAAGGUUUCUUUCUGCUGGCCACCUGCUCUGCCUGCUCACUGAAGAUAUUGUCGCUUAAGUUCAAUAUUCUAGACCUGGAACGACUCUUUGCUCAUAUGCAUGAUGCAGAAUUUAAGCCCCUCAGCCUCGAGGAGCAACGCAUCUUUCUCAACGCCCGUCAGCUCAGUCACACGACGCGCAAUUCCUAUGGCGCCGUCUCGGUCUGCGCUCUGACAACCUUGCUCCUAACUCAAUGUAUCAUCGAUAAUACCCAACUGCCUUUGGACACCUAUGAUCCCUUUCAAGGGGAGCGCGGCUCGUUUGGCUUCUGCUUUAUGUAUGUUAAUCAUUGUUGCGCUCUGUCCUCGGCCUGCUUCAUAAACAUCGCCUUCGAUUCGCUGUGCUGCUCCAUAUUCAUAUUUAUCCGAUGCCAAUUGGAUAUCUUUGCCUUGCGUCUGCAAUCGAUUGGAAAGAGUCUCAACUCAGAGGUGGCAACCGAUGCUGAAAUGUUGCAGCAGCUGAAGCACUGCAUUCAUUAUCACAAGAGAAUCAUUGAGCUAACUUCCGAUAUCGAGGCCAUUGUCUAUAAGCCCAUUUCGGUUCAGAUAUUUUGCUCUGUGCUGGUCUUGACUGCCAAUUUCUAUUCCAUGUCACAGUCAACUGGCGAGACGCUAUUGCUACUCAAGAUGUUCAUCUAUCAGAGCUGCAUGCUCUUACAGAUCUUUAUAAUCUGCUACUUUGCGGGUGAGAUUACCGAGCGCAGUUAUGGCCUGCCCCACGACCUGUACAAAUCCAAUUGGGUUGGCGCUCAUCGCACGAACCAGCGGCUGCUGCUGAUGCUGAUGCUGCGUCUGGACUUGCCCCUGCGAAUCAAAACAUUGAAUAGCAGUCACUCCUUCGACCUGAUGCUCUUUAGUUCGGGCCUGCAGCCGGAAUUAUGGCCAAAGUUCUUCAUUAUAGCCUGCAAAGUAAUGUCGGAACAUCAUGAAAUCACGUCCAUUUUUUAUAAAUAUCAAGUAUGGUAUUUCAAUUUUCUGGGCGUGUGGCAAGUGCCGAGGCAUGCCACACGCUGCCAGCGCUGGUUGCAUCAACUGCGCUUUUGCCUCAUCCUCGGCAUUGUGGCCAUCAUGUUGCUCUUCUUUGCGAUACGUGUGCUGGCCAACAUCGACCAAUUGAAUGUCAUUCUGGAAGUAUUCUUCAUGUUUGCCACCGAGGUGUCGUGCAUGUCCAAGCUGCUGAGCAUUAAGCUGAGGAAUCGUCAACAUGCCCGGCUCAUUGAGGCAAUGCAUUCGUCGUGCUUUCGCCCUGGCUCCAAGAAGGAGGCGUUGAUAUUUCGCAACGGAGCAGAGCGUUCCAUCAAAUGGCGCAAUUUCUAUGCCUACACAUCGCUGUUGGCCGCCAGCCUGAUCCUGGUCAUGCAGUGGUUCGUCGACAACAAUGCCCUGCCCCUGUCCAUGUACGAGCCGUGCAAUCUGCUCAGCUCCGGCUGCUACUAUGGCCUCUAUUUCUAUCAGGUGAUGUCGCUGAUGCCCACCUGCUGGCUGAACAUUGCCUUUGAUUCGAUCGCUUCUUCGUUGCUCUACUUUCUGGAGACGCAACUGGCCAUGUUGGCCUCCCAUCUGGAGAACUUGGGCACGGCCGUAACAGAUGAGGAUAAUCUGAGAAUUGCUCGGGAAUUGCGCAAUUGUUGCAUUCACUAUGCUCGCAUUUUUCAGCUAAAGGAUCUCAUCGAUGGCUUCAUUAAGGUGCCUGGCUCGGUGCAGAUGCUCUGCUCCGUUUUAGUGCUCGUCUCCAAUUUCUAUGCCAUUUCGAUUAGGACGAAGGAAACUGCUUUUAUGAUCAUGAUGGCAUCGUAUCAAUUUGUUAUGUUGCUGCAAAUCUUCAUAAUUUGCUAUUCGGCCGAUGAGAUGAGCUAUCAGAGUGCAAUGCUAUCCCAUUCACUAUAUAGCUCCGAUUGGACCUCUUGGAACAAGAGUAAUCGGAAAUUGGCUUUGCUAAUGAUGUUGCGUUUUAGUGAGCCGCUGCAUAUGCAUACAUUGAAUCACUCUCAGUGCUUCAAUUCUACUACUUUUUCAUCCAUUGUGAAUUGCUCCUACAGCUAUUUCGCUUUGCUCAAGCGUGUGAACAGUUGAAUUUGCCGCCAAUCUUUGAAUUUUAAACGCUUAUCGAUAAACGAUAAGUUGACGCUACUAUU